Messenger RNA from Nylanderia fulva, 526 nucleotides. Its product is annotated as ejaculatory bulb-specific protein 3-like. The record is from RefSeq and is a predicted model, not a curated record. NCBI's taxonomy places the organism in Eukaryota, Metazoa, Arthropoda, Insecta, Hymenoptera, Formicidae.
ACGAUCUUAUCGACCACUCAGUAUCUCUACUUCAACUUAUUGUAAAGCAUAUUAAGAAUAAUGAUUCGAAUUUACACAAUCGCGAUUAUCACUAUCGCACUGAUAUGUAUUAUUGAAAGAGGAAAAGCUCAGGAAGAGAAAUAUGAAGAUAAAUACGACGAUGUUGAUGUUCCAAGCAUUCUCGCGAACGACAGGCUGCGAGAACAAUAUUACAAGUGUUUUAUGGCAGAAGGACCAUGUGUGACAGCAGAUGCAAAGUUCUUCUCUAAGAUCGUCAGCGAGGCUUUUCAAACUCAAUGCAAAAAAUGUACUGAUAAGCAAAAGGUUAUGCUGGACACAUUAAGCGUCUGGUAUACAGAGAAUCAGCCUGAAAAAUGGAAUCGAUUUAUUUUGAAGAGUUUAGAGGAUAUGAAAAAGAAGAAUGCAUAGAAACAGUAAUUCCUGCAAUACCAGUAAUAACUGAAUAAGUGCUAACAAUGCCAAUGUGAGAAGAUAUAUUCACUGAUUAAUCACACUUGUAAAAUUA